Heteronotia binoei (common prickly gecko) is the source of this 1986-nucleotide messenger RNA. RefSeq lists its product as uncharacterized. Gene Ontology annotation, cellular component: mitochondrion. The transcript has 2 exons. The coding region runs from base 20 to 985 and encodes 321 amino acids. The record is from RefSeq and is a predicted model, not a curated record. Lineage: Eukaryota; Metazoa; Chordata; Lepidosauria; Squamata; Gekkonidae. Gene Ontology annotation, biological process: regulation of autophagy.
CCACCUCCAGAAUAAAGUAAUGGCUCCUCGGAUAAGACUAAACAUAGCAAAGUCUCUCCCGACCAUAAAUGAAGCCCGAGAAGAUACUCUUGAAGACACAAUGAGCAAUACAAAAACCUUUGAAAAUGUUUGUGUGAGCCCAGACUGUUCCUCUGGUGAAGACUACCUUCAGUCUAUUUGCCAGCUGGCAAAACCCACAUUUCCUGUAUCACCAGGAAGUCAGCAAAAAAUCCAAGUAGAAAUGUUGCACAGUGGCCACAGAGGCUCAAAUUUGUCUGAAACACCAAAAAUGGCCCCCAGAAUUAAAGUAACCAACACCCUUCUCAGUGUGAGAUCACUGCAAAGAAAUGUUCUUGAUCAUGUCAAAACCUACUCUCAUUCUAGGGCAGACCCACUGGAAGAGCUGUAUACAGAUCCUCAGAAGACCAAUUAUUGGAGAUGUCCUAACAGAAAUGAGAGUGUUGUUUUUGAUUAUUCACAGCACAGUUGCCAUGGAACCAGACUAUCCAAAUCUCAAGAAAAAAAUAAAGAUAAAAAAGAUGUCAUCAGUUUCCCCAGGCUUCCUUCCCCAAGACCAAUGCAGAGGGGAAACAGUUGCCCAGAGCUAAAGAGUCUGCAAACCCAAGGGAAGAUGCCUAUUCUGGAACAUGGCCCCAGCCAGAAAGAAAAUGACCCUCUUGUUAUUAAUGGCAAACCGAUCUGGCUGUGUCCAUCUCGAGAAAAUCCAGUGAGUGCCAAGUUUUUGAGAUGCUCCCAUAGAGAACAGCAGCCUCUGAAUGCAGCGACAGUCCCUGAAAAAGAGCGACUGAAAUCUUUCACUUAUAACCAAAAUAUAAGGAGCAUAGCAAGUAGCAGAGAAGGAUGUGUGGGGUUCUUCCACAACAGUCAGAAAGCCUCUACCCAUCACUGGAUUUCAGAAUACCAGUGUGCUUGGAAAGAAGCAAAGCUCAGAGCUUGCUUGCUGCCUUCUAUUUCAGAAUCAUGACUUGCUACUUUAUUGGUUGAAAAUAUUGACAUCUCUUUUUGUCUUUUGUGAAGUGCGUUCUAUGAUGGGUUUUUUUAAAAAAAAAUAUAUACAAAAUGAUGAUUUACAGGUAAAUGUAAAUCACAAUCUCUGUUGUUCUAUGACCUAUAAAAAUGGCUGAGAAUCAAAGUGUGAACAAACAGCGGUGACAUCUGGAGCAUAUAUUGCAGGCUCUGAUGUAGAAUUGUAAUUAUUGUACAUUUUGUAACUUGGUGUGUGAAAACAGAGACAUAAUUGAUAUGUCAAUUCCUUUAAGCUCCAUGGGGCUAGGGCUGAAGCCUAUUCAUAUUUCAGGUACAUAGGGGGUGUUUAUGGGAGGGGGAAAUCUAUGGCAGCACAAUUUAAAAUUCUGCAUGUGCUGAUCCUGAAAAAGCAUCAAAGAAGGAGUAAUACUCAGAUGCCUUCCCCACUCCCCCAAGGAUGCCGACUACAUUGCUGUAUUUAAGAACAUAACAACAAAACAGAAGCACAGGACUCAUUCAUAUGCUUUGCUGAACUCCCCCCAUGGCGAUUCAUGCAUACAUCUGCGCCAUCAACUUAUAGUAAACCUAAACUGGCCUCCAUUUCAUCUCCUCAUUACGGAGCAGGCACCUUUAUGUAAGCCCUUCUUGCCAUCUAGCACUUCCUCAGAGGAAGUAAGGCCCCUUGUGCUUCCCAAACAGCUUCUAGCCCUAUUGCAGAGUCUUCUUCUCCCCCAUAAUCUCUGUUAUGUUAUAUAACCCAAUGUUUUUUGUUUGUUUUACAAGAAUAAAAGAGAAUCUACAACCAUGGGAGUGGGGCGAAGGCUAAAAUGAGCCAUUUAGGAACAUUGUAUGUUCCUUUUUGCCCUGAAACAGAAGAAGCCCUGUCCACAUGUUAAAGUAAAUCCUGCAUGUAUGCAUGUAUGUAUGCCUGUUUGGAAAAACAAGCCAACUUGCAUUCACUUUACAAAUAAAACCCGUUGGUGUUUACAUUACAUUUAA